Molecule: messenger RNA, 2959 nt
Organism: Heteronotia binoei (common prickly gecko)
Lineage: Eukaryota; Metazoa; Chordata; Lepidosauria; Squamata; Gekkonidae
Gene: GAS2
Product: growth arrest specific 2
Exons: 8
Coding region: 204-1148 (314 amino acids)
Biological process (GO): actin crosslink formation
Cellular component (GO): actin filament
Molecular function (GO): microtubule binding; actin filament binding; cytoskeletal adaptor activity
Source: RefSeq, a predicted model, not a curated record
CUAUGUGGACUGAUGAAAUGUAGGAAAUCUGUUUCUGACGGGGAAAAAAAGGUUUCCCAAAGAGAGCACCAAGUACAGAGAUCAGAAGUAUGAAGAGUGGCAGUAGUGCUGCAGGACUGCUCAGAAGGAGAGAACAGGACGGGCUGCAAGCAGAGAAGAGCGCCAGGGCAUUGCACAGCGAAAGAAGCACCAGUGUAUAAAGGAUGUGCACUGCCCUUAGCCCAAAGGCCCGAGGCCCUGGCCUCUCUGAUAUGCAUCAGUAUAGUCAGUGGCUGGCCAGUAGACAUGAGGCAAACCUAUUACCAAUGAAGGAGGACUUGGCUUUGUGGCUGACAAACCUGUUGGGAAAGGAAAUAACAGCUGAAACCUUUAUGGAGAAAUUGGAUAAUGGUGCUUUGCUGUGUAGGCUAGCAGAGACUUUACAAGAUAAAUUUAAAGAAAACUGCAUUGAGGUCAACAAGCUUAGAAAGAUAAUGCCAGUGAGGAAAAUUCCAUGCAAAGCCAAUGCACCUUCUGGAUCAUUUUUUGCACGGGACAACACUGCAAAUUUCUUAUCUUGGUGCAGAGAUGUAGGAGUGGAUGAUACUUGUCUAUUUGAAUCUGAAGGUUUAGUCCUUCACAAGCAGCCCAGAGAAGUCUGCCUUUGUUUGCUUGAACUUGGAAGGAUUGCUGCCAGGUUUGGUGUGGAGCCUCCUGGAUUAAUAAAGUUGGAGAAAGAGAUUGAACAAGAAGAAACACUUUCAACUCCUCUUCCAUCUCCUUCACCUUCUCCAUCAAAGUCACCUGGAAAAAAGAAUACAGGAAAACUCCUGGAUGAUGCGGUCAAACAUAUUUCAGAAGAUCCUCCUUGUAAAUGCCCUAGUAAAUUUUGUGUGGAGCGUCUUUCACAAGGAAGAUACAGAGUUGGGGAGAAGAUCCUUUUCAUCAGGAUGCUCCACAACAAACAUGUGAUGGUUCGUGUAGGAGGAGGAUGGGAGACAUUUGCAGGAUAUUUGCUGAAACAUGACCCAUGCCGGAUGCUGCAGAUCUCUCGAGUGGAUGGCAAAACAUCGCCAAUUCAGAACAAGUCUCCAACCAUCAAGGAUAUGAAUCCAGACAGCUACUUGGUUGUUUCUGCCCAUUACAAAACCAAAAAGGAGAUUAAGUGAAAUUACUUUCUCAUUUCAUUGGGGACUCUGUAUAUGUAGGUCCACACUAUCUUCUUGAGUGUAGUCAAAUUAGUUGGCGCUUUAAAAGGACUUGUGAAAAUUACACACAGACUGGAAAUAGCAACCCAUUUUGUGGAUUGUUGAACUGUAGAACUAUUUAUUUCUAGUACUGUACCUUUUUAUAGCAAGUUACCCCGGAUAGGUUAAUUAGUACGAUCAAGAAAAGAAUAGACAUAUAUUUUAGUCAAAUUAUUACUAUAUGAAUGUAUUCCUAGAAUGACAUAAUAUGAUUCACAUUAAAAUGUGGAAUAUAUUUGUAUUUGGGGAGGGGGGUCUACAAUUCCAACCAUUUGCCCCAAUCCAAUGUUCUUGUGCCUUUGGAAGCAUAGUGAGAUCCUGUACUUGCAGGAACCCAGAGUGUUCAUGGAGUCCUUCCACUGAAAUUGUUUUUCACCUUUUACUGUCAAGAGAACUCCAUGCCUGCAUCAGUUGUCCUAUGGCUGUAAGCAAUUGAUGGAAUGGGGUGAUAAAAUGUUUACUACAGUGCAAAAUGAAAAUAACUGUAGCUUGUGAAGCAACUAGUGGAAAAUAUCAACUCUUUUAUCACCUGUAUAUUAAUGUCAGAAUUCCUGAUUUAUAGAUCAGUCUUUUCCAAUUAAUAAAAGAAACAAUCAUGUGAGGUUUUUUUUAAAUGACUGCCAAAGAAUGAAUGCCUAUGUUCCACUGAAAACUACAUUAAGCGAUUUUAACUGAUUAAAUCUUUUAUUUACAUGUGAAUGCAGUAAUAGGAAGAUCUGAAAGCAUUUUAAAUAAGUUGGGGGCUUGUUCCAACCCACACAGAAAGCUUCAAUACAGCCAGUUUAUCAGAUCUUGGGGGUUAAGAGGAAAGUCCACAAGUGCAGUGGGUUGUUGCUUGAUUUUGGAAAAGAACAGAAAGCAAAGAUAGCCACACAAAGAAGGAAUUCCAAGGCUCAGCUUGACUAGCUGGUUCUGAUGCAAUUGAAGACCCUAUCUGCACAAGUACAAAUCUCUGCACUGGCAUUCUUAAAUAAAACUUUCCACACAAUUUUUGCCUCCCCAAGAGUAGAUCCAAUUUCAUUCUCUCCCCUCUAUAGCUCCCAGUAUUUUUUGUUUUGUUUUUUACAAUGUGAUGUUAUAGCAUUGCUGCAUACGUAAAGAAGAGGUUCCAUCGCUGACAAAGUACACACGGACACAUUUAGUGUGCUUCAUAAUUAUUAUUAUGAAUGGGUGUAUUCAGUUCAACAAUUGCCAAUCAUUUUCUUACUUGGAGACUAAGGAAGAGCAGGGGACCUUUGAAAUGGCAACAACCAUGCUGUUCCAAACAAUACAUCCAGCCUUUUUUGUCUUUCCAAUCUGUUGUGACUGAAGGGUACAAUAUAGCUUUAGGCAGUUGCAGAAAUGCAUAAAAUAUGUGCUCAUGCAAUCCCAGAUCAAUCAGAAUCAUCUAGGAUAUAGUUUUGUUUUUUUGGCAAGUGAUGGCAUUAUAGCCUAUUGAUUCAGCUGUUGUUUCCCAAUGACAUUAAUUAUGAAAAUACUGUGUGCAUUCUUUGUAGAUAAAUGCUUCUUUUUGUGGGGUGGAGAGCUAGUGUCAAACAUCUCAAUGAUGUAUAAAAACGAUGAAAUUUGGUUUAUAGAUUUUCCUAAUUUUCUUUGUCUAUGUUUGAUAACAUUUGUGCCUUGCUAGGAUAAUCAUUGUUCAAGGAUUAUUUGAAUGAUGACUGUAUAGAAUGGAGCAGAAAUAUUUGGGUGCCUUAAUAAUAAAAAGUUACUUUCUAAAAUAUUUUCAUAAA